AAAAAAAAUAUUAAAUUUAAGAAUUAAAGCAAGCAAAGAAUGUUCCAGUUCAAAAAUAAAUUUCUUAAUUCUGUUACUAGUGUUUUUAAAGGAAGAAAGCUUUUGUAGAGCAAUCAGCCAAGCAAUUUCUUUCAAGGAAUGAAGCCAUAGUUUAAUUAUAAUAGAGUUAACUAAUUUUUUUAUAGAAUGAACAAUCCAGUUACAUACUCGCUAUUAGGAGCAAAUUUAUUAGUGUUUGGCCUUUAUUAGUUUAGGGUUAUAAAGCCAAGUACUUUUAUUGAUAAUUUUACUUUAGGAUAAAAGUAAAUUAACUAACACAGAUACCAUACUCUAGCUACAUAUAGCUUUGCUCAUACUAAUUUAAUGCAUUUAGGAGCUAAUAUGAUAGGUUUAUACUUUUUUGGUAAGUUUAUUGAAAACUAAUUUGGUUCCAGAGCUUUAGCUAAACUCUACUUUGGAGGCGCUUUACUAGGAGGAAUAUUUAUUCUAUUAGAUCUUUAUAAAAAGAGAAGCAAUUAAAUUCAUAUUGGAGCUAGUGCAAGUAUUAGUGCUAUAGUUACUAAUUUUACAUUAAACUUCCCACGCUUAACUGUAUAUUUUUUCUUCAUUCCUAUGCCUGCUUGGGUUUUAGGUAUUUUAAUACUGCUAUAAAGUGUAGUAUUUUAUGGCGAUAAUGGAAGUGUUAGUCACUAAGGACAUUUAGGAGGAAUAGUUUUUGGUGGUCUUUCCUAUUUUUUGAUGAAAAAAGGAAGAUUUUGAGAUAGUCAUUAUAAAAAACUUGAUGUUAAAUUGAAAAGAGAGGUUUCAUCAGAAAAACUAACUAAUUUAUAAAUAAAACUUAGCAAGAAAUAUCAUAAAUAUUUAUAUUUUUUAAAUUCAAAUUACUUUUUCUUAACAUAAACAUAAAAUCUACUUUAAAAGAAUGUUUGUAUUACAAAAAUGAUAUUUAAGUUAAAUUUAAUUUUACAUUUUGCACAUUAAAAACGAGUAAAAUAAAUAAUUUUAUAAGAAAAAAAUAUGAAUAAACAAACAAUAAUUAAUCAAUCAUUUGUAUAAGAG
Molecule: messenger RNA, 1059 nt
Organism: Tetrahymena thermophila SB210
Lineage: Eukaryota; Ciliophora; Oligohymenophorea; Hymenostomatida; Tetrahymenidae
Product: S54 family peptidase
Exons: 1
Cellular component (GO): membrane
Molecular function (GO): serine-type endopeptidase activity
Source: RefSeq, a predicted model, not a curated record